This is a messenger RNA of Manduca sexta (tobacco hornworm), 987 nucleotides long. Its product is annotated as chymotrypsin-2. Gene Ontology annotation, molecular function: serine-type endopeptidase activity. The record is from RefSeq and is a predicted model, not a curated record. Bases 100 to 936 code for a protein of 278 amino acids. Lineage: Eukaryota; Metazoa; Arthropoda; Insecta; Lepidoptera; Sphingidae. The transcript has 5 exons. Gene Ontology annotation, biological process: proteolysis.
AUCUAAUCGGAAAGACAGUGAUAAUAAGAAUUUCGACAGUAUAUAUAAUGAUAUUCAGCAUGAUAAUUUAGUUAACAAGUCGACGGGACCGAAAACGAAAUGAAGGUUGCAAUUAUUUUGGUAGCUAUUUUGGCGGCAUGCAAUGCCUUCCCUCUUGAGGAGGAGGACAUGUCCAUCUUCUUCGAGCACGUGGACCAAAACGCCCGUAUCGUAGGCGGCAGCCAAGCCGGUAACGGUGCUCACCCACACAUGGUCGCCAUUACCAACGGUGCUAAUGUCAGGAACUUAGUUUGCGGCGGCUCCAUCCUCACCCGUAGGACAAUCCUCACCGCUGCCCACUGCAUCGUGCCCAUCCGCAGCGGCAACAAUGUUAACCCUAACGCUCGCGCCACCGUCGGCACUAACCGCUGGGCAUCUGGUGGUCAGAUGUACUCAUACCAGAGAUUCGUCAUGCACCCCAACUAUAACGCCAACACCAUCAAGAACGACAUCGGUGUGCUCCACACCUCAGCCAACAUCGUCUGGAACAACGCCGUCAGGGCUAUUACUGUUAACUACGACUUUAUCGGAGGUGGGAUGAACUCCAGAGUCGCUGGAUGGGGCAGAAUCAGGGCCGGUGGUGCUAUCUCUGCCAACCUGCUCCAACUGAACGUGCGAACCGUCGACGGCAACCAUUGCGUGCGUGAAGUCGCCCGUGUCGCCGCCAGCCUCAACAGGAGAGUACCUCCCGUCGACCCCAAUGUUGAACUCUGCACCUUCCACUCUCAGAACCACGGCACUUGCAAUGGUGACUCUGGCAGCGCUCUGGUCCGCAUUGACCGCAACCAGCAGAUCGGUGUUGUGUCUUGGGGUAUCCCGUGUGCCCUGGGCGCUCCUGACAUGUUUGUAAGGCUCAGCGCCUACAGAAAUUGGGUCCAGAGCAACACCAUCAACUAAACAACUCUCAAUUCUAACAUCAACUAAAAGUAUAUGUUCAAUAAACUAUUU